AUGCGUGCAGAGAUGAUGCAGAAGUUUGCAGAGGAGCAUUCAGACGACCGCCUCGAGCAGCUCAAUGACAACAAGAGGCGACUGAAGUUGGAGGCGCACAAACGGGAGACCGAGCGCUUGCUGCAGAUCCGCCGCGAAAUGUAUGACCUGGCAAGACAGCAGGAGCGCGAGGAAGCGGAAGCGAUGAAGAAGGACGAGCAUCUCCGGCAGGAAGUGAUCCAAGCAGAGCGCAAGAGGAUUAUCGAGGAGCACGCGAGGGAACUCCGGAACUUCUUGCCGCCGGGGACGCUCAAGAGCUCGGAGGACAUGAAGCUGGUCUACGGGAGCGACCAAGCCGUGGCAAUGGCAUACUGA
Molecule: messenger RNA, 354 nt
Organism: Symbiodinium pilosum
Lineage: Eukaryota; Dinophyceae; Suessiales; Symbiodiniaceae
Source: the annotation of a GenBank genome assembly